CACCACUCCAGUUUGCGUCUGGCCGCCGGGACCGCUCUAGUGCCCCGUCCUCUGUCUGUGUUCACUGUUGUUUGGAGUUGUUUUGAAACUUACCGAGCUCGUGCACCUGAUGUGUUGUCUCGUAGGAGAAUUUAGAAAAGCGGUAGUGAUUGUUAGGCAGCAUUGGGAUAAGCAUAACAGUGGCGUUGUGUGGCAGUAAGCGCUCUGUACACAGGUGCACCCGAAGCCCAAGUGAGUUUGUGGAAUCGUGAAGGAGUGCAGCCGUGGUCCAGAUUGUUUAAAUGUUAGAUAUUAAAGUGAAAUUAUCAUCUCGUACCAGAACGAGAUACCAGUUGAUAUGUUUAAAUAAGAUCUGAGUUGUUUAACGGAGGUAAACCAAACCCUCACCAGUUAGUGACCUUUACCGAGCACAACACCUGUGUUGAGCGUCUCUCACCUGUGCACUUCAUCACAUGACUUUAUCACGAAGACCUUCAGUGACUGAUGAAAAUUGAUUCAGGACGUCUGAUGGACGAUGAAAUUAGAAUUACAACGAGUUUUAUGUCAUUAAUUCACAUGCAGAACAGCGGCUCUCGAGUGACGGUACAAACUAAUGCCCCGCCAUAGAGAAUUUAAUUACAUGUGUACCUGCACACUUUGCCCUUUCUUGUGGUCACGACCAAAUGGAAAUUAACCGUGUUCUCUCUCAUAACAGUGUCAAACGUUUCGGCAAGUCACGACCUGAAAUUUAGCGGAGCAGCAACAACCUGUGUGUAGCCCAGGUGCGAGGUCUCAUUACCACCAAAUUACCCAGAGCUAAUUUGGAAAUGACACAAGGCUCGGUGGACCUCACCUGUAUAAUCACAGGGGUUAGGUAAUUUUCGCAUUUAAUCCCCUGUUAUUAUCUUUCACAGUUGUCAUUGAAAGUUAGUUGACAUCUAUUAAUUUAAUAGUUUUUUAUCUAUUCUGGAAGACUUAAAGUACCCAGUUGUUGAGAUACAAAACUGCAGGGUCUACAACAGCGACCAGACCUGCCUGCCUGCCUGUGGGUGGUACGGACACUGAUCCUGUUCAGUUUCAAGUUACCUCAUUGGAUAUUAAUUGAUGUCUUCAUGAAGCCUCAAGAUCACUUACCUAGGGAGAGUAAACUGUCUCGUCUUGACCAGUCUGAAGAACUCUGAAUAAAAUCGACAGCUGAAUCUCUUUAUUUGACUUUUGUGUCAUCUUACAGUGUCGGGAAACGAUCGUAGCUGGCAAGUUCAGGUGUCAUGAAGUCUUUAUAACCAAGUCUUGAGUUCUCGACUUAAUAACGACAAUAACAUAUAUUCCUGGAUUUACUGAAGCCCAAAAUUCUGGCUCAUGAAAAAGUUGCAGAGUAUUUGAAUUACUCUUCAAAGUACUCAACACAACGUUCUGACUCAUGGUAGUACUAGCAAUAGACAGACUGGCUCAUGAUAGUACUACUAAUAGACACACUGGGUAAAAAAGAAGACCCAUUCCGUGGUACUGGUUCCUAAGUGUCAGACUGCUACAAACAAACACCCAUAACUAUAGCUGCAAGGAAGAACUCAGCAACAAGUGAUUGGCUCCUUCAGGAAAACAAAACAGUGACCACAACUGUUAAUGAGGUAUAGACUAAACAGUUUUCAUAAGAGCUACUAACAUCUGGCUAUGCUUAGUAAAGGAUUAGAACACCGAUUAUAUGUCAAACAAUCAUUCUGAUGUAUAAUUAUUCUGCUAAAUGACACUUAGAUGUUUAAAAUUUAGGAGGACUAACUGACUGGUACUUGGAUACACAAAUACCAUAUAACUGGUUUUUAAACUAGCAAUACCAACGAAUUGUUACCUGGACACGCAAACACCCGCAACAGAUACUCGCUGACCGAUUACUCGAACACGACAGUACCAUUCCCGGAACCCAACUACCAAACAGACUGGUUACUGGACGAGCUGGUUUUGGGCCUGACUGGAAUGGGAGGUUCUUCAGGAAUGUUAAAAGACCUCCUGCUGCAAGUAGAUGGGAACCUGUAGACACUGGAUGAAUGAAGUUGGAUGUCUGUGUUGCUGCUGUUUUCUCUUUAAAAGUGAAGGUUGUGGAGCGUGUGAUGGUGUGGGCAGCGGGCGUCCCCCGUAAGAGGCGGGCGGGGUCACAGCUCCCCUGCGGCUGCUCCCCGCCUCUGGUGGCCGCCACACCCCCUGCCAAGUGAUGUACCGCUGGCCGGAGGGGCUCUACCAGAGCGCCCUCGGCGGCGACGGGCCCUCACACUCCUCCCCCACACGCCAUCCAUCACACGACGACCAUGGGCCUAUACCAGGUGGCGUGGGCAUGGCCGCCGCAGCGUUCACCAGCCAGCCCACACCGCCCGAUCCUGACCGCGAGAACACUGACGACUCGGGCAUGGGCGCCGACCUGGAGGGGGACGACCGGGGGGGCGGGCUCAAACUGGCCAGCGACGACGACGAUGACGAAGAGGAGGAGGAGGAGGAAGAGGAGCCCAAGACUCGAAGGACCAGCAACGCAGGCAAUGAGAGGCAAAGGCGGCCUUCCUACACCUGCUACCAUGGGGCCCCUUUGCCCCGUGGGGCGGCCCCCAGGGUGGCCCGCCGUGCCCGGCCCCGUCCUCCGCGUAACCUAGACAUGUUCCAGCUGGCUGCCGGAGCCGCCGUCAUGCUGGCACCUCUUACUCCAGAACUACUCAGGUAA
Molecule: messenger RNA, 2683 nt
Organism: Homarus americanus (American lobster)
Lineage: Eukaryota; Metazoa; Arthropoda; Malacostraca; Decapoda; Nephropidae
Product: mating-type protein A-alpha Z4-like
Exons: 2
Coding region: 2186-2683 (165 amino acids)
Source: RefSeq, a predicted model, not a curated record